Thermothielavioides terrestris NRRL 8126 is the source of this 1114-nucleotide messenger RNA. RefSeq lists its product as uncharacterized. The transcript has a single exon. NCBI's taxonomy places the organism in Eukaryota, Fungi, Ascomycota, Sordariomycetes, Sordariales, Chaetomiaceae. The record is from RefSeq and is a predicted model, not a curated record. The coding region runs from base 484 to 1065 and encodes 193 amino acids.
GGAUGGGAGCUCUUCCCAUUGUUUCCUUCAUUAUUUUUCUGCUCAAGGACAACCUGUACUUGGUACGGCGCUCUGCCUGCUUCCACGCAAAAAAAAAACGUCGGAGACAAACACAUCCCCAUCUCGGCGCGCUACCUUGGCCUCGGUCGUUCAGACUUCCAACUGCAAGGCACGAUUUCAUGCAGAUCUGGAUCCUGAAUCCUGGCGGCCCCGACCAACUUUCCGCUACUAGUCCAUCCCCGUCCAUGUACAAUUACAUCAUGUCCAGAGCUAUACAUGCACUUAGCCUCCAGGUUGGAUGCGACGCUCCCGGCAUGUUUAAACCAAUCCGUACGCCUCGGCGAUGAGUUUAUCGACGUUCCCCUCCGCAUCUCAAUCUUCUCCUGAACCCUGCGGCCGACUGAACCGGUCCACCUUCACUCCAACGAAGCCAGCCUUGCACUCGCACCACAGUCGGCCAACCCACACGCUAGCAAACCAGCCAUGGCUCCCUUUCCGCCUCUCCCCAAUCUCACACCCAACCUUCCCUCCCCCCGCGCCAUCCUUAUCACAGCCGCUGCAAACCUCGACCCAACCAAAACCCUCCCCGACCUCCUCCACGGCCUCCAAAUCCACCCGCGACAAACCACCUCCGCCCCAGGCGCCACCGUGACCGUCGUCUCCUCCGGCCCCACCUCGUCGACUACCGACCCCAACGAAACAACCACCCUCUCAGGCGGCGCGAUCGCGGGCAGCGUGAUCGGCUCCAUCGCCGGCUUCCUACUGCUCUUCUGGAUCGUGCGCUCGUGCACCAACCUCGGCGCGCCGCCCGGCGAAGUCGAGAGCCUGCCGCCGCGCCGGCCGUGGUACGCCGGCGUGCGGGCGGAGUACCCGGACGAGCGGUGCCCGCCUGCCGGAUACGGCAAGAGUCGGGGCAGGGGUAAGGGCAGGGGUAGGCGGAGGAGUCGGAGUGGUGCUGCCUAUUAUCGGGAGGAAUAUGGCGGGUCGAGGAGGGCGAGUGUGGCUGAGGUGCCGCCGGUCGUGGUUAGGCUGGGGAGGAGUCCGCGUCUCGGGUAUUAUGGGUAGCUAAGGGGAAGGGGAUGGCGAGAGGGGAUGGAAGUCACAGCAGCCGCGG